Parnassius apollo (apollo) is the source of this 1737-nucleotide messenger RNA. The record is from the annotation of a GenBank genome assembly. Lineage: Eukaryota; Metazoa; Arthropoda; Insecta; Lepidoptera; Papilionidae.
AUGUCUUCAAGAAGGUCAUUGACAUUACAUGAAAUUGCUACAGUUCUUGAGGAAGAUGAUGAUUUUAGCAACCAGAGACAAGAUUUUGAUAUUUUUUUACUUCCACCUGACACCGCCAAUGAUUACCAAACUGACGAGGACUCGGGUGAAGAAGAUAACGUCAGCAUAAAUAAUUUGCCUGGAAGUUUGCUUCGAGCUCCAGCGGAGCUUGCUGCCUCAACCUCAAUGGAAAAACCAGAAACUGAGGACCAAACCCCUCCCGAAUUUCAAGAACCUUUAAAAAAACGUGUCAUGAAUUACAAUUGGCGAAAACGAGACUUGCAGCUAAGACCUAUUGUUUGGAAACCCCUUUAUCAUACUCCUAUUGAAAGAAGCCCGAUAGAAUGGUUUUCUUUAUUAUUUUCAGAAGAAGUAUUUGAGAUGCUUACUAUUGAAACCAAUAGAUACUUAGCACGUAAGCUUCUCUCUGCUGACGUCAAGAUUGAAGAGAUGAAAUGUUUGGUAGGGAUUUUGUUAGUCAGUGGCUACUGCCAAGUGAGCAGAAGAAGAAUGUACUGGGAAAAUGCAUCUGACUCAAGAAAUAGUUUGAUUGCUUCAGCCUUGUCUCGAGAUAGAUUUACACUAAUUUACUCUAAUAUUCAUGUUGCUGAUAAUCUAAAUUUAGAUACAUCCGAUAAAUUUGCAAAAGUUCGUCCUUUAUUAAAAGUUUUAACUAUGAGGUUUCUUGAGCACUGUCCACAUAAGGAGAAUCAUAGUGUUGAUGAGGCUAUGGUCCCAUAUUUUGGUCAUCACGGCUGCAAACAGUUUAUUAGAGGCAAGCCUAUAAGAUAUGGAUACAAAUUAUGGGUUGGUGCAACAUCAGGAGGUUACAUUGCAUGGUUUGAACCAUACCAAGGUGCUUCUACAUUUACGAAUGCCCAAUAUUCCCAGCUUGGUCUUGGUGCAAGUGUGGUUUUGUCUUAUGCAGAUCAACUAGCAACAUUAGGCUAUGGAAAAAACUACCAUCUCUUCAUAGAUAACUUUUUUACCGGUUUGCCUUUGGUUCAUGAACUUACUGAGAGGGGAUUUCGUGUAACUGGUACUAUCAGAGAAAAUAGAUCUGGAAAGUGCCCUCUAUUAAGUAACAAAGAAGCAAAGACAAAAGAAAGAGGCUUUUAUGAUUAUCGCAUAUCUGAUGAUAUUAUAAUUUGCAAGUGGCAUGACAAUAGUAUAGUGUCAGUAUGCUCUAAUGCAGUUGGUGUUGAUCCUGUCCACAAAACUGAACGCUAUUCUCAGCAACUAAAAAAGAAAAUAUCUGUUUCUCAACCUCAUCUCAUUCAACAAUACAAUAAAAAUAUGGGUGGAGUAGAUUUAUCAGAUCAGAAUAUAUCGUCAUUGCGAACUAGCAUUCGAGGAAAAAAGUGGUAUAUGCCUCUGAUUCUCCAUUGUAUAGACAUGUCUGUACAAAAUGCAUGGCUGCUGUACAGACAUAAUGGAGGGAAUAUCGACUUGCUAAACUUUCGACGUCGUAUUGCAAACUAUAUUAUCGAUUGUAAUAAACAACGCGAAAGGCCAGGUCCUAGUCGACCAUCUUCAAUAACAUCAGACUCUCGAUACGACGGCAAAGAACACUAUGUCAGCAAGCAGGAAAAGAGGACCAGGUGUGGCCUAUGCCACAAACAAUGUCCUACAAGAUGUGUCAAGUGCAAUAUCGGUGUCCACGUAGAGUGCUUUAUUAUGUAUCACACCAAAAAGUAA